Alnus glutinosa is the source of this 969-nucleotide messenger RNA. Its product is annotated as 12S seed storage globulin 2-like. The coding region runs from base 2 to 865 and encodes 287 amino acids. Gene Ontology annotation, molecular function: nutrient reservoir activity. NCBI's taxonomy places the organism in Eukaryota, Viridiplantae, Streptophyta, Magnoliopsida, Fagales, Betulaceae. The transcript has 2 exons. The record is from RefSeq and is a predicted model, not a curated record.
AAUGGUAUUCCCUAACAAAGGAGAGGAGGUGGUGUUGAAACUCAAGAAAGGAGAUGUCAUACCAGUGCCAAUGGGAGCAGUCUCAUGGUGGUUCAAUGAUGGAGAUUCUGAGUUGGUUGUAGUCUUCAUGGGCGAAACAUCUAAGAGCUACGUUCCCGGCGUGUUCACCUACUUCUUGUUAAGUGGAACUCAAGGUAUUCUCGGAGGCUUCUCGCCGGAAUUUCUUAGCAUAGCAUAUAACACAAACAAAGACGGUGCAAAUAAGCUCGCGAAAAGCCAAACGGGAGUCCUGAUAGUAAAGCUAGAGGAAGGAAAAAGCAUGCCGAAGCCCAACGUAGAAAACACCAGAAAAAUGGUUUAUAACAUUGAUGCUGCAUUGCCUGAUAUUCGCGUUAAAAACGGCGGAGCAGUCACUGCAUUGACGGAGCACAAGUUUCCUUUCCUUGAACAAGUUGAUCAGCUGAGCGCCAGCCUCGUUAAACUUGAUGCUGAAGCAAUGCGUUCACCAUUAUAUGCUGCUGAUUCUGCAGUUCAGCUGAUUUAUGUUGUGAAAGGAAGUGGUCGUGUUCAGAUUGUGGGCAUCAAUGGGAAGCGCGUCUUGGACGUGGAAGUAAAGCCUGGUCACUUGCUUCUUGUGCCAAGAUUCUUCGUUGCCGCCGAACUUGCAGGCGCAGAUGGACUCGAGUAUUUCUCUAUAAUAACAAAUGAGCAGCCUGUCCUCGAAGAGUUUGCUGGCAAGGCCUCGGUGUGGGAUGCGUUAUCUCCGGCGGUCUUAGAAGCCUCCCUCAGUGUAUCUCCAGAGUUCGGGGAGCUUUUCAAGUCAAAAAUGCAAAAGACCACAGUCAUUAUCCCUCCACGGAAUUAAUUGAAUCCUUGCCGAUUGUACUACGUAGUUAAUUACAUAUUCUGUUGUUUCCAUUAAAAUAAAAUAAAUUAAUAAAUAAAUAGUUUUCAUGGCUCUGAAAUAAA